Messenger RNA from Megalobrama amblycephala (Wuchang bream), 3591 nucleotides. Its product is annotated as mucin-5AC-like. The transcript is spliced from 26 exons. NCBI's taxonomy places the organism in Eukaryota, Metazoa, Chordata, Actinopteri, Cypriniformes, Xenocyprididae. Gene Ontology annotation, molecular function: protein binding. The record is from RefSeq and is a predicted model, not a curated record. Gene Ontology annotation, cellular component: extracellular matrix. Bases 1 to 3591 code for a protein of 1196 amino acids.
AUGGGGAUGCUAAAAAGAGUAUCCAUAGGAGUGCUGCAAUGGGUGACACUGUGUAUUGGACUGGCAGUAACACAAACAAGAUUGACUUCACAACACAAUGAGCUGGUUUGUAGUGCUUGGGGUAACUACCAUUUCAAGACGUACGAUGGGAACUACUUCCAGCUUCCAUCUUCCUGCAACUACAUUUUUACCUCACACUGUUCGACUACCUAUGAAGACUUUAACAUCCAGUUAAGGCAUGAGGUGGUGAACAAUGAACCAACAAUCAGCAAAAUCAUGAUGAAACUACAGGGGACAAUAAUAGAGCUAACAAAAGGCUCUCUCAGUGUUAAUGGGCAAAUAGUGACACUUCCAUUUACCAACUCUGAAGUUUUCGUCGAGAAGAUGACAUCUUAUAUUGCAAUCAAGGCUGCUUUGGGGCUAGUAGCCAUGUGGAAUGAAGAUGAUUCUUUCAUGGUCAAGUUAGAUGAAAAAUACCAAAACCAAACAUGUGGACUGUGUGGUGACUUCAAUGGAAUCCAGACUUACAACGAAUUCAUCAGUGAUGGAACUACGCUGUCCGUUUCUGAUUAUGGGAACCUCUGGAAAAUGGAUGGUCCAACAGAAAUCUGUCAGGAAGACAAAAUAUCUCUUGAUGAAAACUGUGGAGAUGAGCACAUCCGUGCCCAGAAAGCAUGGUGCACCAAGAGUGUGGAAAUCCCUGUACUGACACCUGUACCAACCCUGAAAGAGGACAAUACCUGUGAACAGGGACAGUGGAAUUGUAACCAAAAGGAUUGUCCACAAGCAUGUUCAGUAGAGGGUGGAUCCCAUAUUACCACUUUUGAUGGAAAAGCCUACACCUUUCAUGGAGACUGCACUUACGUCCUUUCCAAACAAUGCACAGGCACAGAAUUCACAAUUCAAGGGGACCUGAUGAAAUGUGGUGUGACUGAAACUGAAACCUGUUUGAACGCAAUAACUUUGGCAUUGUCAGAUGGGAAUACUGUGUUUAAAGUGGAUUCCAGUGGAAAUAUUGAGGUCAACAGAAUAAUUGUCCAGUUGCCGUUUUUAACAGCUGAUGUGAGCAUUUUCAAGCCCUCCUCAUUCUACAUUAUCAUUCAGGCCAAUUUGAUUGGGCUUCGUCUGGAGAUCCAGCUUGUACCAUUAAUGCAACUUUACAUCACAGUCAAUUCAGCAUACCAAGGAGAAACAUGUGGUCUUUGUGGCAAUUUCAACAACAUUGAGGCGGAUGACUUUACAACCAUUGGUGGACUCAGGGAAGGAACUGCUUUGGACUUUGCCAACACCUGGAAAACAAGAGCAAGUUGCCCUGAUGUUAAAAGAAACUUUGAGAAUCCUUGCAGUCUCAGCACUGAAAAUGAGAAAUACGCACAGCACUGGUGUUCCCUGCUGUCAGAUCCCUCAUCAGUGUUUGCCCCCUGCCACUCUGAAAUCAACCCUGAAGUCUACAAAGCAAAUUGUAUAUAUGACAGCUGCAACUGUGAGAAGAGUGAGGACUGUAUGUGUGCUGCAUUGUCUUCAUACGUACAUGCAUGUGCUGCAAGAGGGAUUGUUCUUGAUGGCUGGAGAGAAGCUGCCUGCAAUAAGUACACCCUAACUUGCCCUGCCACCACGGUCUACUCCUAUCAAAUGACCAGCUGUGACCGCACUUGCCAAUCCCUCAGCCAAUCAGACAGCACCUGCGCUAUUGACUUUGUACCAGUGGAUGGCUGUGGCUGUGCAGAAGGAACAUACAUGAACGAGAAUGGUGACUGUGUUGCAUCUUCCAGCUGCUCAUGCUAUGAUUCAGGCAAAAUUGUUCCUGCUGGGAUCUCCAUCUCCAAAGAUGGAGGAUCAUGGUAUGCACAUGGAGUUGGUUACAUUUAUGGGAUGCUGGGCUUCCAUAUAUUCCAGUUUGAAAAACCCUGUUUACACUGUCUUCAUCAAUUCUAUGAUUCUUUACUUUUAGAAUGCAACGAGCCAAUGAUGUUUUUUAACUGCUCCAGUGCUAGCCCUGGUUCCAAGGGAUCAGAGUGUCAGAAGAGCUGCAACACAUUAGACAUGGCUUGCAUCAGCACAGAGUGUGUGUCUGGCUGUGUGUGCCCAACCGGGCUGGUGUCAGAUGGGAAAGGUGGCUGCAUUGCUGAAGACCUCUGUCCUUGCAUCCAUAAUGGAAUUGCCUACCAACCUGGGGAAAGCAUCAAGACUGAUUGCAAUACAUGUACUUGUAAGAAUAGACGAUGGAUAUGUACCACAAAUCAGUGCAGUGGGACAUGCAGCAUCUAUGGAGAUGGUCAUUAUAGAACCUUUGAUGAGAAAAGAUACGUCUUUAGUGGGAACUGUGAAUACAGCCUUGUUCAGGACUUCUGCAAUAACACCACCGGCACUUUUAGAGUCAUUACUGAAAAUAUUCCCUGUGGAUCCACUGGCACCACUUGUUCCAAGGCUAUCAAGCUUUUCCUCGGAAGCAAUGAGCUUAGAUUGACAGAUGGAUCCUACCAAGUUGUUCGCAGAGAUGCAGGAGAGGAGAUUCCCUACCAGAUGCGCACCAUGGGGCUUUACUUAGUGAUUGAGGCCAGUAAUGGUCUGAUGCUCAUUUGGGACAGAAAAACAACUAUACACAUCAAACUGAAUCCAGAGUUUAAUGGACGUGUGUGUGGUCUGUGCGGAAACUACGAUGGGAACGCAAACAAUGACUUCACUACACGCAGUCAAGCAAUUGCUGUCGACGCCCUGGAUUUUGUAAACAGCUGGAAGCUCUCUAGCUGUCCAGAUGCAACUCUCAUCCAAGAACCAUGUGUCCAUAAUCCGUAUAGGGAGGCCUGGGCACAGAGGCAAUGCAGCAUCAUUACUAGCAAUGUCUUCUCAACCUGUCAUUCACAGGUGGACCCCUCUCCUUUCUAUGAUGCUUGUGUGAGAGAUGCAUGUGCCUGUGAUAGUGGCGGAGAUUAUGAGUGUUUUUGCACUGCUGUAACAGCCUAUGCACAAGCCUGUAAUGAGGCUGGAGCCUGUGUUGCCUGGAGAACACCUAAAAUAUGCCCAUUAUUCUGUGAUUAUUACAACCCCCCUGGUGAAUGUGAGUGGCAUUACAAACCUUGUGGAGCUCCUUGUAUGCAGACAUGCAGAAACCCCUCUGGAAACUGCUCUAGUCAGAUACCAGCGCUUGAAGGUUGCUAUCCUAAAUGCCCUCCUGAGCAGCCUGUUUUUGAUGAGGAUAACAUGAAGUGUGUUACACAGGAAGAUUGUGGCUGUUAUGUUGACAUGUUACAUUAUCAGACUGGCCAGCAGGUGCUGACCACAGAGAACUGUCAGUCAUGUUAUUGUUCAUCGUUUGGUGUUAUCUGUGAAUUUGAUGUAAAUGCAUGUACAUGCCAAUACAACAAUGUAGAGUACAACUUUGGAGAUAUAAUUUAUCACACAACGGAUGGACUGGGAGGAUGUAUCACAGGCAGAUGUUCAGUCAAUGGAACUAUUGAGAGGACUUUGACACCUUGUGAAACAACUGCUGUUCCAACCGUCACAUCCCCUCUGACCACAACACAGAAAUUAACACCAACCCCAACAACAGUUUUUGUCUUCAGCACCCCAGGUACUUGGACAUUUCUGUAG